AGGACACACUGCCGUCUGAGAGUUGAAUCUGCCCGACGCAUCUGCAGGGUCUUGAUUCUGUAUUUGGUUUAUUUCAGAGGUAGGUUCCUUUUUUUAUUUUUUGGGUGGGAGGGUUGCUGAGUGAUAUUUCUGAUUUUUAGCCGCCCAGAGUGUUUCAGAAAUAAAGCAAAUGAAUACGUUUGUGCCUAAAACUCCUGCAUCUUCCCCCUGCCAGACAGCUCCUUGACACUGAGGUGGCUCUUGAUCUGGCACCCCUUUGUUAGUGGGAGCAAAAACAGGUGGAGAAGGGGCAGCUCCAGAAACCCCCAGCGGAUGAGGCCAACUUCUUCUCUGGGAGGGUCUUUCAGGGCAACAUGGGGAGGUUAAGCUUGCGGGGCAGUUGUCCCCAUACCACCAAAUCCGUGGCUGGGGAGCCCAAUGGAGGGAGGGCAUCCGGGUGCCUGCCCCACUUGUGGGCCUUGUCCCGGAGGCCUGGGGAGGAACAGGAGGCCAGGCCAGGCCAGGCCAGGCCGAGGGCCUCGCACGAAAGUGAGCAUCUUCAGGGCUUUCCAGCUGCGCCGGGGGGCUGCCAGUUCCCCAGAAGAGGGUCUGGAGGGCCUGGGCUUCAUCCUGGCUCCGGCAUGUCUCCCAGGCGAUGGAGGCAAUGUGAUGGGGGCUGCCAGGGGCCAGGAAGGAGCACCCAACCCUGGGGAGCAGAGGAGAGAGGAACAGGCGCCUCAGGAGCAGGUCACCAGGGCCUGCCUGGGGCCGCAGAGCAGGCGCAGAGGUCAGGGGAGGGGAAGGCCUCGGCCAGACCUGAGACAAGGGCGAGCAGCCGAUGGCCACGUUUGCUGACGGGCACAAAAUAGGACCAGGAUCAGGCAAGGCGCUUGCAGACAGGGAAGUGGCAACCGCAGUUCAGCGUCAGCAGUGCCGAGGGAGCAGAUGGGCCCCAGAAACCCAAACUGACUCUGACGCUGACGCAGGCAGGGCUGGGGGGCCCUGCUGAAUAACGUAAGGAAACCGUCAAGCCAGGCAGCCUUGGCAGUGAAAUCAGGAAUUGGAAAUAAAACUGCUCAUUUACCCUGCUCAUCUGUGUAAUCUGUGAUGCAACCAGUCUCGAAAUAUCGUACGGAGUUCCUACUGAGCAUGGCCCUGCCCCACUGCCCUCUGAAAGAGCCCUGGAACAGUUCCAGGCUCCAAGGCCACCUUUGUGCCAGGGAUGAAUGAAUAAAAGCCAGGGCAGGACAGGGCAUCAGACCUUUCAAAGCACAGGCUUCAGAGGCGGGCAUGCCCUCGGAGCCCCGCCCCAGGAAGGAGAAGGAUGGGCUGGCAGUGCAUCUCUGCUGGGGGGAGAAUAAUAUGUGCUUCCCCAUCUCAGUGGACUGAAAUCCAAGCCCCCCCCCUCAAGAAACUCCUACUUGACAGUGCAGUCAGGACUUGGCAAGCCCCCCGAUGGUGAUGCCAUGCCACAAGGGUCCCCGUGCCUUCUGCCUUGAUGGAGCUUCCCGAACAAGAGUGGCAAGGAAUCUACUGAGGUCCCCAUCCUGAGAUCUCGCUGCAGCUCCUUUCCCACCAGUCUCUCUUGGACCCAGAGACCCAGGAAGGGUUCAGGGCACUGGCAAGUCCCUGACGCAGACGGUGCAGCUGCUCGCCACCUUCCUGCCUCCAGGGCCUCCAGGCUUACACUGAGAAGCAGGCCAGGAGGGCCCCAAGGGUCUCUCUGCUGCUCCGUGUGCUCAGAGACGUUGGGAAGCCGGUGGGGCCUGGUGUGGAGGGCUGACCUUCUGUCCUAACCGAGCCUCAGGCUGGGAGAAGCAGCUGGAAGCCCCACUGAGGUCCCAGCUUCUCUGAAUCAGCUUUGCCAGUCAGGCUGAGCCACGAAGGAGCCAGGCCCAUGUUAGCUGGCAGCGGAGUCUCCUCCGUCAGCAAGAGCCGUGAGCAAGAGAUGCCCCAGAGAAGAGGAGGAGGCAGUCUUUGCGGCGAAAUAUUGGACCCUCCUUAGCAGGGGAAGGGAGGGGAGGCCCUGAGGCAGAAGCCCAGCUCUUGGGCAACUGCUUAUGACUGCCCCCCCACUUCUUUAAAUAGCCACCAUAAACAUCAUCCCUAUCUCAUAGAGAUCUUGGCCCGAUCCAGCCCAGCGCAGGUUUUUGGCCUCAGCUACUCACAGGUUGUAGGAUAAAACGAGAGGGACAAUAUUAAACUCCCCCACCAGCCAAUCCAUUCACUACCCUGUGUUUUUACGGAAUUACUCUAAAAACGUCCAAACCAGCAGCUGUCAUCUGAUCUGAUGAUAGCCGUUCUGCAGGUGUUCUCCUGAGCACCACCUUUUCGGAUCCUGAUUAGUGUUAAGGGAGGGUUCCAACUCCCAGCGUUGGCAGAGAGGAAGGAAGAAAAGCCCUCCCCGCCACGUUUUCUGUUUUCUGCCCAGGCGAGGGCCCAAAUACCUCCAUUUGGUCCCUCCCUCCUGAGCUGGGAGGGCCCCCUGGAGCCCCCAGCCCAUCGCAAGGCCCUUGGCUGCCCCUUUCGGACCUGCCCGUCCAGGAAGGAGAGAUGGCAUGGCCAGGAAAGGCAGAGGGCGUGGUGCCCCUGUUCCCAGGGCCCAGAAGGAGCGCCAGGUGGUCUGCUGCCAAGUGGGCCUUUGUCUCCUUCCUGGAAGAUUCAGGACUCAGGGUUGGGUUUCUGCACCUGUUUUGUGCUGGUCUAAUCCUAACUGGUUGAACCUGUCUCCACCAGGGGCACAGGUGGGAUCCCAGGAGGUCAUUUGAUCCUGGCCCUCCAACCAAGCCUUUUGGCAAGAGGGUAUAUAACCAGAGGGAGCCACCUCCAGCCGGACACAGCUGGAGACCAUGGCAGCCCUGAGGCUUUGGCUGUUCGCUGCAGCCCUGGCAGAAGCAGGCAGUGCCCCGGAAACCUGGCCUGUCAUUGGGGUGUCCAAUGGCGGUCCUUGGGGCCCCUGGACCUGGCAGGAGAUGUGCCCCAAAGAGACGUACGCCACAGGAGUCAGCCUCAAGGUGGAGCCCUAUCAAGGGCAGACCAAAGACGACACGGCCCUGAAUGGCAUCCGACUGUAUUGCACGCAUGGCAGCCACGGUGAGAAGUCUGAGGCUGAAACGGUGGAGUCGCAGAGCAAUGUGUGGGGCCAAUGGACCGACCCCCUCUGGUGCCCCCAGGGCAGCUAUCUGACCGGCUUCUCUUUGCGGGUGGAGCAGGUCCAGCGUGGCAUCCAGGAUUACAUGGGAGCCACCAACGUCCGCUUUAUCUGCUCAGAUGGGAAGAUCUUGGAGGGUCACGGCCUGCCCUGGGGGGAGUAUGGGCCCUGGAGUCCCUUCUGUAAGAAAGGCCUGUGUGGGAUCCAGACCAAACAGGAGUCCAUACGCGGGGUCCUGAUAGACGAUUCUGCCCUCAACGAUGUCCGGUUCCUUUGCUGCAGACAGUGAAUGGAUGGGGACCUCAGGCCAGAUCCCUGGGCAACUGAUCACUCUGGCCUGGAUCGACCAGUGGGUCCUUUUCUGCCCUCCCCAGGCCAGAACAGCCUUCGGAGGAGGCAGGUGCCCACAGCUCUUCCUUCCAGCCGCGCCCACUGGUCAGUCAGCCCCUGCGAGGAAGAGGCUCUCCGCUUGGCUCCCUCCCUGGCUCCGGUCAGCAAGAGAGAGCCUCU
Molecule: messenger RNA, 3640 nt
Organism: Python bivittatus (Burmese python)
Lineage: Eukaryota; Metazoa; Chordata; Lepidosauria; Squamata; Pythonidae
Source: RefSeq, a predicted model, not a curated record